AUGUUUGUACAGAGCAAGCACGUCCGCGACGGAAGCUGCGGCGAUGCCCAUUCACUUCGCACGGAUCUCUCCAGUCUCGUGACCUGGGCGCACACUCACGGGACCAUAUGCAACCAAAUCCCAGCCCUGGAAAAUGUGCGGAGCGUGGGUCGCCCUAGCAGGGACAACUCUGUUGUGUGGAUGUGUGGAGUGGGACACGCGUAUCACUGGCAGUGUGGAACGUUACGUGUCACGAGCAGAGGAGAGGAUGAAGCUGCGGAAAAGAGAACAAGGUUGGCAUCCUCUGAGGCUUCACCAAGGGAAGCUAAUUUAGGUGAAAAGAGGUGCAGGAUGACCCCAUCUUUUGAGAGUGCUAAAGCAGGUGCAUGUAGCGGAUCUCCAGGGGUCACUCAGCAGAGAGACACCGCAGUCUACGUAACACAUAACGCACCAUCACCCAGAGAAAAUCAAAACACCAGCAAACCCACAAAAUCACGCGUUGCAGUGGAGCGGCAUCUGUCAGUACCGGGUGCUGAAAUCAAACCAGACAGACAUCAGGUGAAGCUGGAGAGCAGCGAAGAUCCGCAGAUCAUUUCUGAUGAUGAACAGCACGUGUCACAUGGAGACGACCAAGGAGACGCCAUCCACCAGAACACGCGGUCAGAAUCGCUAACUAAAGGUGUCACUGGCAAGGCAGAUUUGGAAAUGUGCCGCAGUCAGAAGAUGGCGUUUGCCAAGCCAUCAGCCACCCCAGUGUCAGGAAAGCCACCCCUAUCUCUCACCUGCCUUCCAAAAUCCCCCGUCAGCAACCAAGAGAGGCUGGACAGCAGCUUCCUGAGGCUGGGGCCUCUCGCUCCUGCAAGGUCUGUAACUGAAGCUGCCAGAGCCAGAAACCCCUCCGGGUCAGCAAUCCCUGAACGUUUAAAGUCUGAUCCCGUCUCCGACACUGAGCCACCUUCCUCAGUGAUGUUCUUUGAGUUUGAAGCCACUGAAGUGUGUUUCCAGCAGCCACUCCUGCUGAGCGCUCCCGAGCACGAUGCGUUGAAGCAGCAGGAGAAAAAAAGAAGCCACAAAAACAGUGCUAUAAAAAGGUUCAAGGACUGGCUGGUGCUGCGCUGCCCUCCUGAGAUGCGCGAGGUCUGCCAGCUGCCGCCCCAAGACCUGGAUCGGUACCUGGCCGCUUUCUACAGCUCCGCAAGGAGACAGAACGGUGCCGAGUUCUCCGCCGGCUCUCUGCAGUUCUUCCAGGGCAGCAUAGAGAGGUACCUGAAGGAGCACGGCUACGAGCACAGCGUGGUUAAAGGGCUGGAGUUCAGAGCAUCACAGAAAGCCUGGAAACUGAAGUACGAGUACCUCUCUCAAAGGGAGAGAGAGGCAGAGUGGAGCUUUUUGGAGAACCUGACAGACGAAGACGUGGAAGGCCUUUGUGAGAAGGGAUUUCUAAGUAAGACAGACCCUCAGGGCUUCCUGAACCUCAUGUUCACAAAUAUCAUCAGGGCAUUUGGGGCCAUCACGCACAGCCAGAGCCAUCACCUGUACUGGGGACAGCUGGUGCUGAAGAGUGAGGGGGAGCAGGAGUGUCUGGAGUGGAAGCAUGACCUGAGCACAGAGGGAGACACAGGGGAGCUGGGUCCCUGUCUCUUUGCCAAGCCCGACAGCCCCGGUGCUUGCCUGGUUGCCGAUUACAAGGAGUACGCCCGCAGGCGGCCACUGGACAUGCUGCACGACCAUGACCCGCUCUACCUGGUGCCCAAGCCCCUGUGCUCCAUCUGGGACCAAGUGUGGUACAGCAGAAAGGCACUGACCAAAGGCAAAAUGGAGAAGACCCUGAAAGUCAUUAUCCAGCAAGUGAGAGCAUCCACAAAGAAGUCCAAGAAAUGA
This is a messenger RNA of Mesitornis unicolor (brown roatelo), 1860 nucleotides long. RefSeq lists its product as uncharacterized. Bases 1 to 1860 code for a protein of 619 amino acids. The record is from RefSeq and is a predicted model, not a curated record. NCBI's taxonomy places the organism in Eukaryota, Metazoa, Chordata, Aves, Mesitornithiformes, Mesitornithidae. The transcript is spliced from 2 exons.